GAAUCGAUUUAAUCGAACAGUGUCGAGCACUGAGCUACAUUUAUUGCACCAAUGUUGUCUUUUCUAGGAUGAGUUUCUGUAUGUGUGUCUGUCUGUCUGUCCAAUGGCUUCGAAGCCCAGCCCAAAGGGAUCGACCCAAACAGAAAUCCCUAAUUCCAAAUUGGGAAUCCCUAAUGCGCCAAAGAUCCGAUGCUAAAUAUGGGAAAUGUGAUGAAGAUUUCCCGUAUCGCAUUCGCAUGUCUUUCGAUCCUUUGGAUUCUGAAACCUCCCAGAUUAGGUAAAAAAUCAUCCUUCUUUUAUCACCAAAAAUCUCGAAAGCAACUCAAGCAGGCAUACCCUUGAAGUUUAUCUGUACCAGCUACAAUAUACUAUAUUGCUCCGGCACCAUAGCUGCCUGUUGCAGCUGUAAACACUUCCUGCCAUGGCUUCCAGAACUGCCGUCAUAGCUUGGGGUUCGGGGGAAGACGGACAGUUAGGAAGAGGGAACACCGAUGAGAAAGAAUGGGCUUGCAAAGUACCGACACUUAGCUCGCAAAACGUCUGUUCUGUUGUCGGUGGCAGCCGGAAUUCACUUGCCAUUUCUGAAGACGGCAAGUUGUUCACUUGGGGGUGGAAUCAAAGAGCGACCCUUGGGCAUCCGCCAGAAACCAAACCUGAGAAUGUACCUAGUCAAGUGAAGGCUCUAGCCAAUGUCAAGAUUGUUCAGGCUGCUAUUGGUGGUUGGCAUUGUUUGGCUGUUGACGAUCAAGGCCGCGCGUAUGCAUGGGGUGGUAAUGAAUAUGGGCAGUGCGGAGAAGAGCCCGGGCGCAAAGAUGAUAGUGGCAGACUUGUCAGAAGGGAUAUUAUUAUUCCAAAGAGAUGUGUGCCUAAACUUUCAGUUCGUCAGGUAGCUGCUGGUGGCACACACUCCGUUGUUCUGACUCAAGAAGGACAUGUAUGGACAUGGGGUCAGCCGUGGCCUCCUGGAGACAUAAAACAGAUUUCAACUCCAGUUCGAGUUCAAGGUCUUGAUUGUGUACGGGUGAUUGCUGUCGGAGCUUUUCACAACUUGGCUCUUCUGAAUGAUGGAACUGUAAUGGCGUGGGGCAAUAAUGAGUAUGGACAGCUUGGUACUGGUGAUACCCAGCCUAGAUCACAGCCCAUAGCAGUCCAUGGACUUUCUGAUCUUAAUUUGGUUGAUAUUGCCACAGGAGGAUGGCAUUCUACUGCAUUGACUGAUGAUGGAGAGGUGUAUGGGUGGGGCAGAGGUGAGCAUGGGAGACUGGGUUUUGGAGAUGACAAGAGUAGCAAAAUGGUUCCUCAAAGAGUUCAACUUCUAGCUGGAGAGAACAUUGUUCAGGUUUCCUGUGGCGGCACCCACUCGGUUGCGUUAACAAAGGAUGGGCGCAUGUUCUCUUUUGGCCGAGGAGAUCAUGGACGUCUAGGAUAUGGAAAAAAGGUGACAACAGGCCAUCCAGCGGAAGUGCCAAUAAACAUCCCACCUCCCAAGGAUCUCAGUGGUGACAGUGAUGAAGGCCGUUGGUGCGCUAUACUCGUCGCUUGUGGGGGUCGCCAUACGCUGGCUGUUGUGGAAUGGCGCGAUAAUGAAUCUUUAUAGACACCUACCAAAUUAAGAAACAAAUGCACCUUGAAAGCCAAAGGUAUCUGGCUAUUCUCGCGUAUA
Molecule: messenger RNA, 1663 nt
Organism: Andrographis paniculata
Lineage: Eukaryota; Viridiplantae; Streptophyta; Magnoliopsida; Lamiales; Acanthaceae
Product: ultraviolet-B receptor UVR8-like
Exons: 11
Coding region: 422-1597 (391 amino acids)
Source: RefSeq, a predicted model, not a curated record